AUGUCCAGAGCGUUAGCUUCAUCUUGUGUCCUUGUGGACGACUCGGUAGAACCUGCUACGGUGAUCUUUUCCAUAGAAACUGGUAAGAUCCUUGCCAUAGUCAAGGAAGUGCUUCCUCCAUCGCAUCCCACUCUUCACAACUUCAAUGUGCUUCCUGAAGAUUAUAGAGACGUUUCGCCUUUGGUGAUUAUGCCUGGCUUGGUUGACGCUCAUGUUCACUUGAACGAGCCGGGAAGAACUGAAUGGGAGGGCUUCGCUACCGGUACGAGAGCCGCUGCUGCCGGUGGUGUUACUACGGUGAUUGAUAUGCCUCUUAACGCUAUUCCACCUACGACGACGGUGGCUAAUUUUAAUCUUAAGAUUAACGCUGCCAAGGGCCAGACAUGGGUGGAUGUGGGUUUCUGGGGCGGUAUGGUGCCUACAAACCUUGACGACUUGGUGCCUUUGAUUCGUAUGGGUGUUAGAGGAUUUAAAGGUUUCUUGAUUGAGUCGGGUGUUGAUGAGUUCCCUGCUAUCACGCCUCAUUAUAUUGUCAAGGCUAUGAAGAGGGUGAAAGGUGAGCCCACAAUGUUGAUGUUCCAUGCUGAAAUGCAGCCUAACAGUAGACCACCAGUGUUGGCACUUGACGAGGGUGAAAGAACACCAAAACUCGUUCCUAAUGAACUUCACGAUUGUUACGUGAGGGCUUCGGAUUCUGUGGAGAUUGAAGAAAAUGGACCUAACGGGUACGAUAUCAAGGUGGCUUAUGACGACUGUGAAAAUGGAGAAGUUGAAGAUCUUGAUUCAGAUGACGACGAGGACGAGUUGGAAAACGAUCCAAAUAACGAUCCCGUUGCUCUUACAGGUGGAGUGGAAGAAUUGAAUCUUGGUCUGUCUGCUUCGUUUGUGCCAAAGCCAGUCGCUAACCUUGUCAACGAACAUAACCCAGAUGACGAGUACAAGUUAUCUGAUAAAGAAAGAAGAAAGUCUGUUGACGAAAGAGACAUUCCACGCGAACAAAGAACUGCUUUGGCCAAGUCGCCAUACCUCCAAGGUUCCGAGCCUCAGUUUGGUCGUUACGCCAGAUUGGCUAACCCUAACCACCAGGAGAACUUGGAAGAAAAGACAGACACGCCAUUUGCCAAGCCUAAUGAAAUCACCGCCGAAGAACUUAAAGAAAACUACGAAGAUCCUCUUGUGUUAGCCCAAAAGGAAGACGAUGCCUUGGCUGACGUUGACCCUGCCCUCUACGCUUCGUUCCUAGCAUCCAGACCAGACAAUUUCGAAACCACUGCCAUUGCAGAGAUCAUCAACUGUUCUUUGAAACACCCAGAAGUGCCUCUCCACAUCGUACACUUGGCCACACACGAAGCCAUUCCCUUAAUGAGAGCUGCCAAGUCUAGGGGUUUACCCAUCACAGCAGAGACUUGCUUCCACUACCUUUCGCUUACAGCCGAAAAGAUCUCGGCCUGCUCCACUCACUUUAAGUGCUGCCCACCUAUCCGCUCGGACGCCAACAGACAGCUUUUAUGGCGUGCCUUGCGUAGCGACAUCAUCACCACCGUUGUUUCUGACCACUCUCCAUGUACACCUGAGCUUAAAGGUUUAGAGAAGGGAGACUUCUUCUCGGCAUGGGGCGGCAUCUCAUCGGUUGGUCUUGGGUUGCCUAUCUUAUUCACCGAAGGUCAAAAGUUGGACCCACCAGUGCUGCUUCAGGAAAUCACCAAGUGGUGUUCCUGGAACACUGCCAAGCAGGUUGGCUUAUCCCACACCAAGGGUAAACUUGCUGUUGGCUACGACGCAGACAUGGUGGUGUUCGAUCCAAAGUCAUCCUACGUUGUGCGUAACGACCAGACCUUCUUCAAAAACAAGUUGACUGCCUACGACGGCAUGGAGUUCCAAGGAAGAGUAGUAGAGACUCUUGUGAGAGGUGUGCCUGUGUUCGGAUUGAAGGAAGGCCACUCUGACUUGCCUAUGGGUAAGCUUCUCCUUGAGCCACGUGUCCAGGAAGUACACGCCUAA
Molecule: messenger RNA, 2001 nt
Organism: Candidozyma haemuli
Lineage: Eukaryota; Fungi; Ascomycota; Pichiomycetes; Serinales; Metschnikowiaceae
Gene: DAL1
Product: allantoinase
Exons: 1
Coding region: 1-2001 (666 amino acids)
Biological process (GO): purine nucleobase catabolic process
Cellular component (GO): cytoplasm
Molecular function (GO): allantoinase activity
Source: RefSeq, a predicted model, not a curated record